AUGGAUUGGGUAUCAAAGCGACUAGGCAUUAACAGUGCUGGUGGCAAGCUUGUUCCUCAUGCCUUUGGAGCCGAUAAUUCUAAAUCUCUACUUGAUGGUGGAACUAUGAGCAAUUUUCCAGGAAACUCAAAGACUCCGACUGUCAUGCGCGAAACUUUCAAGACACUUUCUGCUCAGUUUACGUUAUCUUACAAAACUGAACAAGAUCGUGCGUUGCAUGCGCCAGCAUAUUUGAAAAGAGUCGUUGACACAUUCAAUGAAACCUCUAUGAAAGACAUUGUAGAAAGUGCAACUUGCUCUUCGGAAGUUCGCAAUCUCAUUUCUCUUGCGACAAAAUCCCUGAAUGCAACAUUGGUUUCCCGUGCACCUAAAGAUUCAAUUGAAUCAGUUCAACAAGUUAUUACACAACGCGAAUCUCUGCGUAUCAGCCUUCGAGUGUUUGAACUCUUGGCAUUGACAGAUAAUCAUGCCAUUUUCAGACUCAUUUCAGGUGCUGGUGCAUUCAAAAAUAUCAACUCUCUAUUCAUCCCGUUGUCCUGUACUACUAAAACAACUGUAGUAGCGCAGCUUGGUCCAGGGAAAUGGGAUGAGAAUGAAGCCACAUUUCGUGCAAUUGCCAAGUCAAUGAGCGAAAUUAUUAGAUCCAUGGUUCGAAAACAAGAUUUUACCAAGGAAAUUGAUGUUGAAUUAUUGUUUAAAGUUUUGCUGACAAAACCAACAGAAAAAGACGAUGAUACAUGUUUGUGGCUUCAGUGUGCUCGAAAUGCAAUCAAUUAUAUAUGCCGAAGUGAUAUGCUUGACAUGGAUUUGUGCGGCUGGAUCAUGAGCUCAAAGCAAAUACCAAUUUUUCUCGAGCAAAUCAAGCAAAAUAUGGAACUGUCCAAAAUUAGUGUUUCGGCAAUUUUAUUUUCAGCAAUGGUGUCUGUUUUAAAGGAAUCUUUUCAACUUUCUUGGCUUUUAAUAGAAGAAUUUGAAACUCUUGGCGGCUAUGAGAUUGCAACAAAACUGUUGUGGGCAUCGGCUACUUAUGAAAAUUCUGAUCUGGAAAGCGUAUUGCUUCGCUCCUUGGAUACACUUGCUUACAUUGGCUCAUCAGAUGAUGAUAAUAUGGUUGCAGGCGAUGUAGAAAUCCCCUUUCAACAUGUAGAUUUUCAUAUUCCCGUUCCUGGACAAGGUCCAAUUUUUCGUAAUCAAAACAGUCUUGAGGUUUUCAAAAAUAUACUAAUGGAAAAGUCGCUUGUUUCCGAGUACAAAAUAUCGGCAUUGCAACUUGCUCGAAUUCAAUCUGCAGCUGUGGGAGGCUUGCUUGAGAUUCUAAAGGCAAAUCCUAUAAACUACUUUAUUAUCAGUCGAUCCAAUAUUAUUCUCUGUCUUGUGGAAGGUCUCGAUCAAGUUGAUAUUGCAACUCAAGCUGGAGUCAUGGAAAUUCUUCGUUUUAUCAUUAUAGAGCUAAACUACGUGCCAUUCAAAGAGCUUGCGCUACUUUUUGUUCAUCUACAGGGAUCGUCAUCUUCUGCCACAAUUAAAAUUGUUUCAGAUUUUUGUUGCAGUUUGCUAGAUGAAUCACGCAGACUCAAAGAUGUAUUUCGCGAACUUGGAUUACUUAGUAUGUUUUCUAGUUUAUUUUCAAGUUUGAUCAAAAAGUUUUCAAAUUCUACUGAAAACAUGCUUGCAGAAAGUCCAUCAAGCUUUGGAAGUCAGACAUUUGUUAUUGAGGAGCCAUUGAUUGCAGGAUUUAUGUACUUGAUGCAAAUCCUUCAACGACUUAUCCAAAACUAUGACAAUAUGCAAAUGUUCAGAUCCAAAUCGCGCCAGCAUAUCAUUGAGCUCAUUCGAUAUGCACCGAUUCGUGCCGGCGUGUUUUUGAUUUUGGAGGAACUGAUUUGUGGAAAAUUUAUAUCCACUACUAUUCGUGCAAGUACUGUUGGAGAAAAACACGAACUUCAAGGCAUUAUUGAAGCGCUUGGCACUGUUGCUAAAGACGAUCUUGGUUUAAAACUAGACAUUCUUGGUCUGAUAAACAAGGCUUUGUCCAUGUCUACGACUAUGCAGCACGCAUUCCAAACAAAUAAUGGCUUUGAAUCUCUGCUCAUUUCUGUGUCCAUGCUUAACCUUGAAAUUGAGCAAAAUGACUUUUUAAAAGAAUCUGCAGUUUUGAAAAAUAGAACUCAGGAUCCAUUAGUGACUUGGUUUGAGACAUUCAUACUCGCCUUGCGAAACUGCCCAAAAAACCGUCAAUAUGUAGAAAAAAAUUUCAAUCGCGACUUGCUUACGAAAGCAUUGUCAACAAGCUAUAUCAAGCCUGAUCGUAGCAUUCAUCUUGUUAUUGGUGGAUUGUUUGGACUUGCUUAUGAAAGCUUUGAUUUUAUUGAAUUUUUUGAUUCAAACGUUUAUUCCGAUAUUUCCUACAAGGCUUUAACUGAUGCUAUUACAAAUCGUUUUCAGGCUACUCCAGUUCCAUUGCUACGUAAUGUUCAAUUUAUUGUUAUUAUUUUCCAACUUCUUGAAGAAAUUCCUCACACUAGCAGCGUGCUUAUAAAUUCUGUUCUUGGAGCAAUACAAGCCACUUCUAUGGUUUGCAAGCACAAUCAAACUCUGCUGUGCUCAUCAGGGAUCAUGCAAAUUCUAUUUAGCUGGCUUUUUAACCGACAUUCAUGUUGGUUUAUUUGUCCAUCUCCAUCAGAUUCAUUUAGUUCUUUAAAUGAUCAACCAAACGCGGAUCACGAUCCAACGAUUUUCAUGAAGCAAACCGAAUUGAUGCUUGUAUCCAUUGCUAAACGCCUACUAGAAAUCGGUAUAUCUGACGAUGAAUUGCAGUAUCUAUUAUCAAGAGUAGAUAUUCGAACACUUCAACGAACAACUGAUAAACAAAACAUGCUAUUUGAGUUUCUACUUCAUGGUUUACGCUACAGCCGAUCUCCAUAUUAUCUACAUUUUGAUGGCAUGUUUUUGGGCCCGUCUGGUUAUCUAACCAUUCCCGACUACCAUCGAUCUUUUCCACCAAUAAGCGGUUACACUUUUAUGGCAUGGGUUCGUGUUGAACGAUUGGAUACUUUGUGUAACACUGAAAUCAUGUCAAUUUUUGAUCCAGAAGAUAAAGAGCGACUGUGCAUUGCCAUUGAGCCAUCAAAAUCAAAACGUUUGGUUGUUCGCACUAUCAAAACCACAUGUGUUUUUGAAAAUUUUGUUUUUAGAGAACGCCAAUGGACACAUAUAGCGCUUGUACAUCAAAAACCUCGUAUUACAGCCAGUAGCAUUCAGCUAUAUGUGAAUGGUGUUUUGACAGAAACAGCAAAAUGUGGAUAUCUUGGUCAUCCAGGAACAGUUUCCAAGGUGCAGACGUAUAUUGGAACUAGAUCUGACAAUCAAAACAGCAUGGAUGCCGAAUGUCAUAGUAUUUGGGAUCUUGGCCCAACAUAUUUUAUUGAAGAAGUCCAGCUAUCGGCAAGCGAAAUUAACACUAUUUACGAGAAUCGAUUCAACUCUGUAGCCAAUUGGCAAGGAUACUUGUCCAACUAUCAAAAACUGGACAAAUCGACACACGCUGCUGUUGUUUCUCAUAUUGAAGAUGAAACUUCGCCACUCAAAACCAUUUCUUUUGUGUUGAGCCCAACCAAGGCUCAUCCAGAAACACUUGAUAUUCCUGAAGAUAAAAUUUUGUUUUCGCUGUGUGCCAGCAAUUCUCUAGACAAGGUUAUUGAUCGCCAUUCCAAUGAAAAUGGAUCUGGAUUAGCGAUAAUUGCAGCUAGAAUUCUUCCUUCAUGCAAUGCUUUGUUCAACUCUGCUAUUCCAAAACCAAGACCGGAUGAAGAUGUAGAGGCAUCAUGUGUGUUGGUAAAUGGAGAAGUUUUAGUUGUAUGCACUAACCGGAUGAUUGAUGGAAUUUGGAAAUUGGGAGGUUGCGCGGUGCUUCUUAAGCUGAUUGAAAUCAGUACUACAUCAGAGUCGCUUUACCAAAGUGUUUCCGUAUUGAUCGAGUCUCUUGAAUACAAUUGGCGAAACGCGGCGGAAAUGGAAAAAUGCCACUUUUUUGAAAUCCUGUCACAUCUCAUCAAAUCUAAACGAGACUUGGUUACCAUUGCAAUCAUGGAUGUUCUGCUGAUUCUUGUUGGAAGAACGCUUGAAAACUCUGAAAAUUCAACCUUGAUCAAUGGGCAAGCACUUCGCCAUUUGUUUUUAGACGUGGAACUAUGGCGAACCACUCCUGAACUGCAGCGCUAUUUCCUCACUUUAAUGACCGAUUUUAUUGUCCAUAGUUCAAAUAGGGAUCACAAUAUUCAGAAAUUGAACAAAAUGGCCAUGAUUAAACGAAUCUUACUGAUGCUCAAAUCUCACAUUAUUCCAAUCGAGCUUCUUCCUGACAUUGUGAAUCAUUUAAAGAUUUUCUUAAAAGCUGGAUGGUCUCCCGAUACUAUUAAAUCUGUUUGUACGUAUCUCAUGUACACUCUACCCAAAGAAGAUGAUUAUUCAGAAGUGCGCGAUUUGGCUGUAAAACUGAAAACACAAUGCAACAACAAGACACUCGAGGAUGCUCCAGCUCUUAUUGUAAGCUCAAAAUCUCUUCAGCAUCAUUCCUAUGGUGUACAAGUGCGAAACUAUAUUCUAGAGAUGCUAUUUGAUAUUUUAAGCGAGAAAUCGGACAACGCCAAUAACUUUGCCUAUGAGUUUUCGCGAGUGAGCAGCUCCAGAUGGAUUAUUCUUUUUUGUGGACCACGACUUGAUUUGUAUAGCGUAACUAUAGCUUGCAGAAUUUUUGCAAAACUAUGGAUAUCGCACGACAUGACUGCGCCUUCAAAAUUCAAGGAAGGAUGUUUGAUAAUGGCUCGGCUGCUCCAACCCUACUCAAAUGUACUUCAAAUCUACCCCUCUUUGCUAGCAAUUCUUUGCGGUUUGGAUGUUUCAACUGUUCCACUGGACAUGUCGUAUGAUGUUUCAACGCUUAUGGCGGUGAUGAAGCCACUUGGAAUAAAAGCUCGCCGAAAUAUAUCACCAGAUAUUAUGAGGGUCAUUUCAAGUUUACUAACGCAGACCGUACGCACGCUUAGUAAAUGGUCUAAUACACUUAGUUCAAUGGAAAAAUUAAAUGGAAAUCGACAUAAUAUUUAUCAGCUUUCCCAUCAGCUAUUUGAUUCUACUGAUGAUCUUAAGCCUGAGGGACAAAAAGAAGACUCGACUAAUUCUGAUGUUGAACGAGCUACUUCAAGACUGGAAUGUUUUUCAGAAGUGGUUCAAACCACCCUUCAGUUUAUUGGCACCAUGUAUCGUUACAUAGAAGAUAUGAAAGACUCGGUGUGUCGUCAAGAAGCCAUUGAUGAUAUUGUUGGAAUGCUAUUCAGACUUAUAUCUACUGAACAGCCACUUUCUUUAGAAAAAGAAUUGAUGCUAAAGGAUAGCCCAGAAGAAUUUGACAAGAUCACCGUUGAAACUUUAUUUUCUGCAAAAAAACAAAUGGAAGGUACCUCGGAAAUAUUAAAACUGCAAAUGAGGUUUAUGACUGUAGAGUCAAACAAUAUACAGUCAUCCACUGUUUUUUCCGAAACAGGGGAAUCAAUGUUUGCCAUUUCGGAUCGUAGUCAAAGUGAGCCCAGUGGCCGUGGAAAAGACGUUUCAGAAGCGGCUGCUCAAUUUAAAACGCAAAAAGUGUUUACAUUAUGCAACACAUCCACAGAUAAUACCACUACAGCAACCCGUGGUAUCAUUGAUGCGUUGAUUGAAUUGAUUCUUACAAUUACUGUAGAGUCGAUUUUGGGAACUUGGAAACCAUUACAGGGGCUUGAUAUGGCAUUGAAGGCUAUUCCGCCAUCAAGCAAAACUGCACAAAAAGACUUUCAAUGCUUUUUGUUGUUGUGCACCAUAAACUCAGUUUAUUCUAAAAUCAACAAACGCAAAGUGUAUGUGUCAGAUACACGGGUACUAGCAAAUAUCGGAAAGCUUAUUUCUUUACUUGUAGACAAAAUCUAUCAAGGCGUGUUUACUGAAGGUCCAGAGGUUGUUUAUGAUUUUGUAUUAGCCGUCGUAGAUAUUAUUCAAACUGUGGACGAGGAAAAUACCAUAAAAGUUUUACGUACAGACUUCAACUAUCUUCCCGGGUUCCUCAAACAUGUCAACCGAUUAACCGCAUACUAUUUUGGAUAUAUAUCUUUGCAAAAUGAUUCAGAUGGACAAUUAAUGUGCCGCUUACUCGACAAAAUUAUAUUUUAUCAAAAAGUUAUACUCAGUUCAAAAAACAGCGAUGCUGAAGCAUUCAAAAUGAUUACACAUCACAUGCUUCAAUGUUUGCUGAGCGACAACGAAGCAAUACAAACUAAAGCAAUUGCUAUUUGGAAACAAUUGCUUUUGCAAAAACCCUCUAAUGUGUCGGCUCUAUUGCGAUCGUCUAAAUCAUCCACCGAAUACAAAGACCUUAUUGACGGAUUUUCAAAGAUUCUUGAAGUAGAUUCUUCAGGAUUUCUUUCCUGGCUUGCGUUAAAUAGAGGAGAGGUAUUGGUGCUAUUCCAAGAAAAUGCUACUCGUGCAUGGGAUAUAUUCUGUCAAAAUGAAAUCCGCGCUGUAAAAGAGUCUGGUAAAGCAGCCAAUAAAAUGCGAUACUCAAAACUCAAAAAGCACUACAAGAGAAUGACACUAGAAUCGGAUGUAUACAUGAAGUAUUUAUCCAAAUCCAAAUCAUGGCUACAAGACACACAAAGGUUUGAGCUAGAUAAGUUUCAAAGAUUCCGACAAGACUAUGUGGUUAUGUUAGCUUCUAUUGAGGCCGAAUGGAUUGCUCUUUCUAACGGACUACUGAUGGAGCGUGCUAUAUGGGGUCCAGAGCGUGAUGAUCAAAUCAGGUGGAAACUCGACUUUACAGAAGCAAAAGCACGGAUGCGAAGGAAAAUGAGACGCAAUCACGACAUGAAAGUGCACUAUCAGUCCAAAUUUGAAAAAAUCCAACUGUCUGCCAGAUCCACAAACCCACCUCAACUGGAAUUAAGCCCAGAUUCCAGCAAAGAAGACAGGCGUGAAGCUCCGUUGAACGUUGCUACCGAGGAAAAUUUUUUAAACGAUGCUAUGCCAGAGCUAUCUUCAUCUGUUUUUGAUGUAUCGCCUGUGGAUGCUAAUGCCGAGGUUGGAUCAGACAUUAUGACUGAUCUUGAGGCAAAUAUUCUGGCAAAAGACAUGACAGAAGAUGAGCCAGCUGCUUUUGAGACUUCGACGCUAAAUGUACACCUCUCUACCGAUAAUCUUCAAACCGACAAGGAUGGCAUUGAGCCAGAAAAUGAUUGGGAGGAGGUUGUUCCCGAAGAAGAUCAAAAUCGUAAGAUACUUCGACUUCUUGAGCCUGGGGAUGAGAUAGUAGAUACCAUAAACUGCGCAAGACUUGUCGGGCUUGAGCUUUGUGAAGGUCUUUGCAUUCUAUGCCAGGAGAAUAUUUAUUUGGUUGAUAAUUACUUUAGACGCGCGGAUAGUGAGAUUGUAGACAUUGAUGACGUGCCUGGCGAAGAGCGCAACAUAUAUCAUUUGAUUGUUACUGGUUCCAAAAAGUCGGAACAUGAUAGCGAAAAUACAGUUGCACAGUUAGACGAAGAUCGACACACGUGUCGAAAGUGUUCUUUUGAAGAUAUUAAAGAAGUACACAAACGACUGUAUUUAUUCCGAAACGUAGCUCUGGAAAUUUUUAUUGGCGAUGGGCGUAAUUUUUUGCUGACGUUUUGGUCUGUUCGAGCAAGAGAUGCAGUUUAUAAUCGAAUGAUUAGCAAAGCUUCUUUGAAUACUGGUGAAUCUGUGUCUGGAAUUGCACCAUCAUCUGGUCAGAGCGUUUUGCAAAACGUGAUAUUUGGAGGAAGCCCACUGGCAGAACUCACACAAAAGUGGUGUUCUAGAGAAAUCAGCAAUUUUGCUUAUCUCAUGCAUCUCAAUACCAUGGCCGGAAGAAGUUAUAACGAUCUUACACAAUACCCUGUCUUUCCGUGGAUCAUUGCCGACUAUGACAGUGAAGAGCUUGAUUUGACAAACCCAGCAAUAUUUCGAGAUCUUUCUAAACCAAUGGGUGGACAGGGUGCAACUCGAGCAUCAGAAUUUAUUGAUCGUUUCAACACAUGGGAUGAUCCAAAUAUUCCUGGAUGUCAUUAUGGAACGCAUUACAGCUCUUCAAUGAUAGUUUGCUCGUAUCUAAUUCGUCUUGAGCCAUUUACGCAGCAAUAUUUGAAGUUACAGGGAGGUCAUUUCGAUCAUCCAGAUCGUCUAUUUCACUCUAUUGCAAUUUCUUGGGCAUCUGCCAGUAGACUCAAUACAACAGACGUCCGAGAGUUGAUUCCCGAGUUUUUUUAUCUUCCUGAUUUUUUGAAAAAUGCCAACAAAUUUGAAUUUGGCACAAAGCAGACAGGCGAAGUGAUUGAUCAUGUUUUUUUACCGCCAUGGGCAAAAAAUGAUCCAAACUUGUUUAUCCAAAUUAACCGCGAAGCUUUGGAGUCGGAAUAUGUUAGUGCACAUUUACACGAGUGGGUGGACUUGAUUUUUGGCUUUAAACAACAAGGUUCCGAGGCAGCCAAAUCAGUCAAUGUCUUCCAUUAUCUAUCCUACGAAGGAGCAGUUGAUAUUGAUAAAAUUGAAGAUCCAGUAGAAAAGCAGGCUACAAUUGGAAUUAUUCACAAUUUUGGCCAAACACCACGCCAGCUGUUCAAAAAACCACAUCCAAAACGUACAAGUGAUGGCAGUGAAAAUCAAUACAAAAUCCACAGAAACGCUGACAUGCUUAUUCAAGCUGCUGCACCAAUCAAAACUAUUGCAAAUCAGCCCAUCAGCGAUAUUUGGAUUAGCCCAACAAGCGACAAAAUUAUGAGUGUUGCCGCGUGUAAAUUGUUUGUUCCACCCACUUGCAAUCGAUAUAUUGAAUGGGAUUAUCUAGAUGACAGCCUGCGUCUAUGUCAAACAGAGACAGGAAAGGUGCUUGUAGUAUUUGAAAAUUUGCACAUUGGCCAUGUUUCUUGUGCUGCAUUUUCAGAUCAAAGAUUUUUGGUUACUGGUGGAAGUGAUAUGAGCAUAUGUAUCUCAGAAUUGACGCAAACCAAACGACCUGAUUUGAAAUUGAUAGCUUGUAUGCGUGGUCAUCGCAAAAAAGUACUCACAAUUGCUGUAUCACGAGCUUAUUCACUUAUCGUUAGUGGUGGAGAGGAUUGUGUUGCCAUCAUCUGGGAUCUUAAUCGACAGCAAUAUACUCGCACAUUGUUUGGGCAUAGCAGUCCUGUAACAUGUGUAGCUAUACACGAAGGAACUGGUGAUAUUAUUACAUGCUGCUCGUCAUUGCUUAAAUUUUGGAAUGUAAAUGGCGAUCUACUUAUUUCCAAGGCGUUUACUACAGCUACAUAUGACCCAGUGACAUCGUGUGCAUUUUAUGAGGGUCGUCAGUCAGAGUCUUUUGAUUCAAACUUUGUGUUUAUUGGCCAUAAAAAAGGACACAUCAAAAUCUGGUCCAAAGUAUUUGUUGAAAAUACAUCUGUAACCAACUCUAGCGAAAAUAACAGAUGGGAUUUGAAAUGCAUAAAGACAUUAGAGCCACAUACAAAUCCAAGUGCUGUAACUGUGAUUCGCUCGACAAGCUCUGGGCGGUUUCUUUUGUCGGGCGAUGCAACUGGUCGGGUAAACUCGUGGAUGAUGCCUGAUGGAAGUGGAACCGAACUACACUUUGCUCACGAAGAUGCCUGUAUGAGUUGCAACAUGAAAUUUAGUGUUUUAGAACGUAAAGGAAAUUGUCGAUGCUGCGGAGGAUCCUUUUGUCUGCCAUGCAUGGCUACCAUUACCGAUCGCGGUUAUCGAAUGUGUCAUACUUGCUAUGGGAAAGUACGAGCUCUGGCGAUCGUGACAUCGUCAACGACACUAGCUCCCGUACCGAGCACUCCUAUUACAUCACAGCCAGAAAAUACUUUGGGUUAUUCAGCAAGUCUUCCCAGAGGAUAGUUACAAAAUGAUAGACUUGAUUAGGCAAAUGAAGGAUCGUUUCGAUAUG
Molecule: messenger RNA, 9982 nt
Organism: Batrachochytrium dendrobatidis JAM81
Lineage: Eukaryota; Fungi; Chytridiomycota; Chytridiomycetes; Rhizophydiales
Exons: 28
Coding region: 1-9933 (3310 amino acids)
Molecular function (GO): protein binding; metal ion binding
Source: RefSeq, a predicted model, not a curated record